GUCGACACUCAAAGCCUGGGGAAGUACGUCGAAACCCGGGCCCUAUGCCCUCUCUCUCAUAUCGGGGAUCUAUCUCGCCCUCUCUCAAGUAAAAUUGCACAAUACCACUACUAACACCGCCUCUUCCCCCGCGAAACAGCAUCAUCCAUGGCACCCACAGGCCUCGCAACCCUCAUCACGGCGCUGCACUUCCGCCCCUUGCAGGUCCGGCCGAUGCUCUUCGUCCCGAUCCUCAUCUUCAGCUCCUACGCGAACCUCCAGAGCUUCAAGAUUGACAGCGCGGGCAUCACCGCCGCCGCGAGCGGGACCUACGCCCUGCUCGCCCUGCGCAGGAAGCAGCCCGGCUCCUCGCUUUUCGGCACCACGCUGACCGUGAGGGGGGGCGUGCGCGCCGCGGCCAUCGGCUUGGCCGUCAUGAACACCCUCGCCGGGGCGUGGGUCUACGCCACGGGGGACAGGGAGGCCGAGAAGCGGGAGCGGAAGGAGCAUCCGCGGUGGACGGAGGAUAAGUGAGAUGGCCCCAAUUCUGUCUGACUGGCGGAGUAGGGGAGGUUCAUCGAGGAGCAGGCCCGGAGCAGUGAGUGAGCAUGUCGAUCGUCACGGGCGGUCCGCGCCGUGUCGCUCUCAACGAGCCCCGGCGGACACCGUGCCUUAUCCAGGAAUGGUUCCCGGAAAGCGCCUACGUCCCGAGGCACUUGUUCAUGGUUACGAGGGCAUCCCCGUGUGGCCCCCUAUUUCAGUGCUGCGGUUUGGCACCUGUAUUAUAUAUAUGUACAACUAAGACUAUACGCCUGCGGCACACGUCGAUAUAGGAAUAAUAACACAUUCCGCUUGGAGCGAUGAGUCUUGCGCGCGAUUAGCAAAGGAACCUAGAUCGUAGUUCGGGCAGAAGAGGCAGAUGACAUUAGGGAUGGCACGUCACUGUAUGCAGUCCAUGGCCACAG
Messenger RNA from Microdochium trichocladiopsis, 944 nucleotides. RefSeq lists its product as uncharacterized. The coding region runs from base 148 to 513 and encodes 121 amino acids. The record is from RefSeq and is a predicted model, not a curated record. The transcript has a single exon. NCBI's taxonomy places the organism in Eukaryota, Fungi, Ascomycota, Sordariomycetes, Xylariales, Microdochiaceae.